AUGUGGUUGAAGACAGCGACAAUCCUUUUGUUAGCAGCUAUUAUAGCGGACGCUACAAGUAAAUGGCAUGAAGUACAACGAGAUGCAUGCAUUGAGACGAAGAAGAAAAUUGUCAUUGAGAAGUCCAACCCUUCUCUAGAGACAUGUAAGAAACUAUGUGAUGACGAGAAAUCAUUUACGUGUGGAUCCAUUGACUAUCUGCCCGAACACAAAGGCCCGUUGUUUGGAAUCUUUAAAUCAAAUGCAAUGUGUCAUAUUCACGAAAACUCGAACGACGCUAAACUGUUUAACCCCUGUCCUAAUCGUGAUGGAUGGGACCAUUAUGGGAAAAUUAUAGAAAAGAAGCUCGCUACGCAACUCCCUAAAACUACCACCACAACCCGUGCACCAACCAGUACCACAACAACCCUUGUAACAAAACGUACCACAACAACUCGUGCACCAACAAGUACCACGACUCGUGCGCCAACCAGUACCACAACAACUCCUCGGACACAACGUACCACAACAACUCGUGCACCAACAAGUACCACGACUCGUGCGCAAACAAGUACCACAACAACUCGUGCACCAACGACCACAACACGUAGACCAACAACCACUCGGCUCACGAAACAACACCUCAAAACCAGGCUCCCUACAGCACACCCUAAAACCAGGCUCCCUACAGCACACCCUAAAACCAGGCUCCCUACAGCACAUCCUAAAACCAGGCUCCCUACAUACAGUCCAUCCUCCCAUAACACUUCUUUUGUUCAAAGUCUCGGAGAAGGUGCCGUCAACUGUACUAGCGACCUUAACGUCAACAUCCUUGUUCCUUCCUCAAUUAUCACAAAAGAAAAUCUCAACACUGAUCGACCAUUACAUGUUGAGGGCAACCCCGAAUGUAAGAUUACCUACAAUGGAGGCCUCGCAGUAUUCACUGGAGAGAUGUCCCUUACAGAAUGCUUCGAGCUAACUGAAGAUCAAAAUAACAUUGUUUAUGAAGCGAAACUCAUUGGUGGUAGUACACCCGCUCAGAAUGGAGUCAUCAUUCGCAAAAGUCAGUUUGCUUUAGACAUCAAGUGUAAAUAUGACAGAUUGGCUGAAAUAGGGCCAGCUAGAUUCGUCGCCACAAGAGGGAAAGUGUCGUACAAAGACGAGGAAAUGGGAGAGUUUAAGUUUAGUCUGAAGCUCUAUGAAGACUCAAACAUCACAAAACUUGUGUCAACUGAGAGAGAGAUUACUACGACUGAUAUGGUAUAUGCUGAUUUGAGAAUGACAGAGAUUGGUUCUGCUGUUUUGAAAAUGGGUAUCCAGGACUGCUUUGCCUCCCCUAGUGAAAAUAGGGAAAACGCCAUCAACACGUAUCCUAUCAUUGAAGACAAGUGUUUUACUGAUGAUACCGUCGUCAAGGUAAUGUCAUCUGACACACGGUAUGAAUUUGGAUUCAUGGCCUUCCAGUUCACUGGAGACAUCAAACAGAUCUACCUCCAUUGUAAGGCCGCUGUGUGCAAAGCUAAUGACAAAACAGGAGCAUGUGACCAGCCGAGUAAGAAGUGUGAAGGCAAAAAGUUGAAGAGAAGUCUAUCAAAUACGACAACUGCUGAAAUCUUUGGAAAAAGUCACCUGGUCCAUAAAAGAAGCGUCUACGAGGCAGCAGCAACCCAGGGCGUGAUAGCACAGGACAGAAUGGCUCGGAGCAUCCCUAUAACUAGUGACGCAAUCAUGUUGGAACAGCCUGAAAGCUCUUUCUCGAUUAAAGAGGCUUUUGGUAAAACCUCAUGGCCCAUUGCGCUCAUGUGUAUGGUAGGCCUCGCUUUGAACAUCACCCUUGUUGUGGCUCUAGUGGUGCGUAAGAUCCGCAAGAGGAUACCGGCUCCAUAA
Owenia fusiformis is the source of this 1866-nucleotide messenger RNA. NCBI's taxonomy places the organism in Eukaryota, Metazoa, Annelida, Polychaeta, Sabellida, Oweniidae. The record is from the annotation of a GenBank genome assembly.